Messenger RNA from Effrenium voratum, 5451 nucleotides. NCBI's taxonomy places the organism in Eukaryota, Dinophyceae, Suessiales, Symbiodiniaceae. The record is from the annotation of a GenBank genome assembly.
AUGGACAAUGCUUUUGCACGGGGCACGGUUGCAACGCCUUUCCUGAGCAACAUCAAAAGGCACCACGCGUCUUUGCAGCAUCAGCGCGCUUUGAAGGUCAUUGGCUUCACCAACUCUCAGCAGGCAGACAAGGAUUGCCCUGGGCUGGAUGUGUUCAAACAGGCGCUGGACCACAGGCUGAACAAAUGCUCGCUGAGGCAAGGGAUUGGCGGCGAGAACCCCUGUGGACGAGAGAAGUUGUCUCGCUUGCAGUGGUGCUUGGCUGAGUCCGACCGGGAGAUUUCCCGCGACUUCAUCCGGCGUGCCUCCGCCAUAGCAAUAGCGCAGGAUGGUCGCCAGAACCGGUUGCUGAUGCGUUUCUCCGCCUGCGCCCCAAACCUGGAGAUCAAGAAGGGCAUCCUGGGCGCCCAAGAAGUUAUCGGCGAGACCAUCUCCAACGUGGUUGUGGCAAUGGAACGUGUCAUUGAACGCUUUGCCACGCCCGGAUGGGGCGGCCCAUGCGCUCAAGAGAUGGACUCUUCCCUGCGCGAACACCUCCGGAACUCGGUGACGAUCUUUGUGGCGGAUGCUGCCAGCAAUGAGCAGGGCGCAGGGCGAGUGAGCAAGAGUUUCUUCCCAAACCUGGUUUCGAUUCAAAGAGACAGGGCUCACGCUUGUACCAGGGUGCUGAAAAGGCCAUGGGACGCCGUGGCCGAAAUCAAAGACACCAUGAACAGGUACAUCAUGGGUUCGAACUCAAUCUGCCAGAAGAUCCACUUCUCGCAGACGCUGCAGGGCGUAUUCAGCCGGUUUGCUGUGGCAUGCGAAAAGAACGGCGGCAAUGGCAGGCGUAUUAAGCAUCUCCAAGCUGCAAAGCACCGGUUUGCAUCAUGCUCGCUGCCAUUACAAAGAACAGUGAUCUACAUCGAUGCUCUGAUCUCGACUCUGGUCUGGGUUGCGACCCAGCGCGACGGCGACGAUGCCAAAGCUGCGUUUGAGUACCUGGACGCCAUGAGCGAGCGGCACCUCAUCCUGAUCAGCAUGCUCGCUGACAUUAGCGACGAAUGCAGCGGCUUGCUCAGGCUAGUGGACACUGAGAGCUAUGACCUGUCAGUACGUCAGCAGGCUAAGACGAUCGGGGGUCGUGGCCGGGUCAGUCCGGAGCUUUUGCUGGCCUGCACUGAACAGUGCCAAGCAUUUCUCGUUCUCGCCACCAACACGCUGAAAGCUGAGUUCCCAGAGCAUGAUAUUCUGACAUCGUUCCGGGUUUUUGAUGUUGUCAAGAAGCGUGGUGUGGAACGAGACGAAGCGCGCCACAUUGCCUUCAAGGAUCGGUCUUUGCAGCGGAUGGCUCAGGUAUUCCAAGUGGACGCAGUUGCACUCCGGUCGCAGUUUGACGAGGUCGAGCCCAUCGCGAUGUAUGAGGCAACCACUUGCCGCACAUGCAGCUUUACAGCUUGGCAAACUGCGCUGCAGAGAAUACGUGCGCGGACUGCUGGUCGACGUCAAAAAGACCACCUCCAAGCCUUGUUCAAGGUAGUGUCUUUUUACGGAGCAUGGAACGGAUUGAGCACCUCGGGCGUCGAGCAAUCAUUCAGCAUUCUGCAGGAGGGCAUCAGCAAGCACAUGAGUGAGGCUACACAAAGCGACGAGCAGCAGCUGCUGCUGCUGUCCAAGACCGACACGCCCCAUGACCAGCUUUGCGCAAGAGCGGCCAAAGGAAUCUGGUCAGAGUCGAUGGCGAACGAGCUGACCUUUCAGAAAACAAAACAAUAUGAAAGCCGCGUGCAGAGCUACCUUGAGAACGCGCUGUUAGAGGACGAGGUUGAGCCGGACCUCGUUGAUGUGGCACUGGCCGUUCGGAAGGAAGCUCGGAGUGCCAACUUGCUGCUGCCCAAGAAUGUUGACGGCUUCAAGACGUGCAUGGGGCUGCGCGUGACAGAGCGCGACGAGGAGGUGUUCGUUGCUGCAACUCUUUUGGGUGGCAUGCUGGCCAACAAGCAGUACUCUGACAGCAAGGGGGAAAAGGGCAUCGCGCUGCACUUUGCGCCUGCCAUCCACGUUUUGCGCAAGGUGUUUGUCAGCCCGGCGUUUGAGCGUGAGAAGCCUGCCAUUGCUAAUUGCUCUAAGCGAGCGGGCCCCGCACCACGCUUCUUGGCAGCCAUGUCGCCGAAGAAGCAGCCGAAGAACAAGGCGAAGGCAGCAGCGGCAGCCGCGGUGCCCGCUGCCGACGAUGCGCCAGCCGCCGCGGAUCCUGGUCCUGGCGAGGUGGCUGAUGUGAAUCGGGCGCACUAUGCGCAGCUGGAAAUUGCUUUGCAGCGCAUCAUGGAGCGCCCGCUCUUCAGCAACAUCAUGCAUGAGGAGCCCAUCGGCAUCAAUCAGAACGCGGCAUCCCACUCGGCUGGCCACAAGGACGAGCGAGGACAAACCUACCGCCUUGUCCUGCACUCCUUUCGCGCCAGGUUCGACAAGCCGAUCAUUGUUGCGGUGGGCGCGAACUUGGAGCUCAGCCGUGGGAACUUGCGCCGCGUGAGCCCGGAAGAGGUGGAGCACGCCUACCUGUUUGCGCUGGCAGCCGCCAUUGAGCGCGAAGAACCUGAGCAUGUCAACCUCCGCAACAAGAUCAUCGAUGACUAUGAUGCUCUUGUCCGAACAGCAAGCCAAAGAACUUACGAGCUCAUGACCUACAAGGCCGCCCAGGAGUCAGCGGCGAAGAAGAUGACAGCAGAGGAGCUGUACGAAGCAUGGUCGCAGCAGGUGUCGGAGUCCAAGUCGGCCCUUGCAGAGAACGUCACUUUGAACUUCGUUCAAACGGCGAUCCGGGUGUAUGACAGGGUCCUCUCGGUGCCGAAUUUGCGGGACAUGGUGUUCGUGAUGGACAACAGGCUCGGCAAGGCGUCGCCCACUUCGCAAAUGUGGACCCUUGCCAAGAUCCUUGAGAAGACCAAGAACCCGGACCAGAUCGCUUGGGCUCUGGCGACGAUGGAUGACCUCAUGAUUUUCCUCGAUUGCUUGCCGAACGGUGGAGCACCUCGGCAGAAGGGGCUGGUGGACUUGUGGGUCCUGAAGAUGGAUCUGAAGGACUACUUCCUGGGCCCCUUCCUCGGCAAGUUGCAGCUGCCAGAGGCUGACACUGCCAUGAUGGCCAGGCGGAAUGAAAAGUCCAUCCUGGGCACGGUGCGCGAGAGCACGCGAAAGAUGGUGAGCAUCCUGGAGAACUUUGUUGCAGAGGUGAUCAGCCAGGUGAAGUUCCUGUCGGAAGCGAUCGAGGAAGUCAGCAUCACGAACAAGGACCAUCCCAUGGCCACAUCUUCCAAAGAGCCGGGAAGCGCUCAUGAGGACGUCAAUCAGGGCAAAUCCUUGACGUUGAAGGACUUGUGCACGGCGCAGCAGCUGGAGACUGUCGAUGACGAAGGCAAGCUGGACGACUGGCUGACCUUUCUGCUCAACAAGUUUGAGUCAUUCUGCACUUUGGUGGUGGAUCAUGACAGCAAAGAUGACUUGAUCAAGGUCCUGGAGCAGACUGUGCUGAAAAAGGUGAGCGGGCCAUGCAUGCUGCUCUACGACUCGAAGGUUGCUGGAGAGGCGUCAUCGAAUCCGAACAUUCGUUUGCCACCCUUCCAGCAGAGGCAUUUCCGCCGCAUGCUGCAAGCAUUCACGGCAGUGCGGGGACCUGGCGACCAGGAGAAUGCCCAGGAGGGGGAUUUGAAGAAGACGGGCCUCGUCAUCUACAUGGAUGGAGGGCGGAGUGGCAACGACACGUCGGUGUCACAAGCCUUUGUUGACUCGACGGGCCGCUCGAUGAACAAAUGCAGACAGUGCUUCACAAUCUGCUACGACGAAGAAAGCCUCGUCGACAGGCGCGAAAAAGUUCGCGGGUUCGUGAACCAAACCGAGUCCAUGAUGUGCUACACCCUUGAGGGGUUAGAGAUUGAGAAGGUUGCGCGGAAGCACUACAGCGGGACGAAUCACGGCAGCCACAUCGGUCCAGUUCGCGCGCUGCCUUACACCGCCCGGUCAACGAGCCAAAGCCCGCACUUCCUGAGGGGCUUGAACCGGCCACCUGGCAGCAACCCAGUCUUCCUGGCUGAGGUGCUGCGCAGCUUCAAGCCCGCAUGCGUCUUCCGAGCUCCUGAUGUUGACCACUUGCUCAUCAUGGAGUGCAUCAAGCGCAAGGUUCCUAUCAUCAGCGUGUGCUUUACCUCGCAGCACGCAGACCUGCUGAAGGCGAAGGUGCUGAAAAGCUUGUGGGACGCCUUCCAGAAUGACGAUAUCCCAGAGCUGUAUGAGGCGACGGUCGCGGUCGAUGAUGCAGAGACUGAGAAAGAGAAAGCGGGCGGUGAUGGCGGCGAUGACGACACCAAGCAGAAGGCUCCAGCCAAGAAGCAGAACACUGCUGACAUGGAUGACAUUGACGACAACGAUGCUGGCUUCGCUGCUCAAGCCAAGCCCAAACCAUCCCGGAAGGUUCAGAAGGUUCAGAAGGUGCAGAAGGCGGUGUUGAAGCGGCCUGCGACUGCAGCUUCCAGCCAAACACCUGCUCGUCGUCCUCCGAAGGCUGUCCCCUCACAAAACGCUGCUGCUGCCAUCUUGCAGAUGAUUGCAGCAUGGAGCCUCAACAUGGUCAUCGAGACGUGCGAGCACAAACAUAACGGCGUUACUGUUGCCAGCGCACGCAGUGGCUGGUGCAGCGAACUCAUCGCCUUGACGCGGCUCGGAGUCCGCCACACGUGCUGCUUCGCGUGCGACAUCUGCCGUAAAGCCAAGGCUUUGAGCACCCGUACGUACCAGCGCCACAAAUGGUUUGACAAUGUGAUGGAUGAGAGCUUCUUGCGAGCCCCGACAGUCGACUUUUUCUUCAGCGGCUUUCCUUGCCAAAGCUUUAGUACUGCCGGGUUGGGCAAAGGCAUUGCCGACUUGCGGGGCAUCGUAGUUUUCUACGUUCUUCACUACAUCUACCGCGCCAAGCCAAAGUGUUUUUUGCUGGAGAAUGUUGAGGGGCUGCUCACAAACCGCAAGCCCAUCCUAGUGCUGAUCUUGGAGGUCAUUAUGGAAAUGAAAGAUGCAGCUGGCGUGUCCUGGAAAGCGUUGGACACCAGCCAAUACAGCGGCUUGCCGCACCAUCGCGUCCGGGUCUUCAUUGCCGGCGUCCUGGCCAAGUCGCAGAAAUCAGACAUGAAAUGGCCAGACCCCAUCCCCAUGCGCCCGCUGAACGACUUCUUGGAAAAGAAACAGCCCGAAGUUGCCUUGGGCGGUUUGGCUCCAGGGUACUACAACCAUGUGAAAACGGCACUUACAAGGGUCAUCAACCAGGGAGACGACCCUUUCAAGAACCAGUACGUUGUGGACAUAUCAUGCAGUCAGAAGCGGCAGGCAUUUCAUGAAAGGAGUGUCACCUUGCCUGACCAAAAACCGUGCAGCGUCCAAAGGGCAUUGGCUGACAAAAGAGUCACGUUGGAUGACAAGGAAUGA